AUGAUCACGUCUAGUCCAUUAUUUGAUAUUAAUCAAUUAACAACUGAAGAACAAGAAAAAUUUACUAUUGUUUACAAUGAAUUACAACCGAAUUAUACAUCUUAUCUUCAAUAUAAACUUAAUUUAGAAUUGGAUACUAAAUUUGAGAGAGAAGAAGAAGAAAAUGAAUGGCAUUAUGAAUUACAUAGAUUUCUUCGAGCUAGAAAAUGGAAUGUACCUCAUACAAUUAAAUGUCUUGUCGAAAUGAUAAAAUGGAGAAUGGAUAAUCAUGUUGAUUUAGUACUUGAACAUAAACCUACAUCUGAUCGAGUGAAUCUUCUUCAAAAAAUAGUUCCAUUUGUUGAUCAUGGUUAUACAAAAACUGAUCGACCAUUAUAUAUUGAAAAAUCUGGUCUAUUCAAUGUAGAUAGAUUACUGAAUAGUUUUCAACCAGGAGAAUUAAUUCAAUGUCAUAUAUAUUGGCUAGAAUUGCAUUGUCGAUUAGCAAGAGAACGUAGUCGACAAACAGGAAAACAUAUAGAAAGUUUUGCGUUACUUCAUGAUUUAAAUGGUUGUAAAGUGGAGAUGAGAAAAGUACUUCCUUUAUUUAAACAAUCUAUUAAUAUCGAUGAUACUUAUUAUCCUGAACGUCUAGCACAAAUGUUUCUAGUAAAUCCACCAGCAAUUUUUCCUAUUCUUUGGAAUUUAGUAAAACAUUGGCUUGAUCCAGUGACCAAAACAAAAAUUGUAGUUGUUAAAAAAGGUUCUGAUAUAUCAACGAUACUUUUACAACAUAUCGAUUCCGAUCAACUACCUUGCGAAUAUGGUGGUAGUUGUCAUUCAUGUUCAACAGCACCCGAUUGUAUUCCAGUUUAUGAUUGGAGUAAGGAUAUUAAUGGUGAUAAAUGA
Molecule: messenger RNA, 888 nt
Organism: Adineta steineri
Lineage: Eukaryota; Metazoa; Rotifera; Eurotatoria; Adinetida; Adinetidae
Source: the annotation of a GenBank genome assembly